AUGAAACUCCUCGCCGCCUUCAUGUGUGUGGUAGCGGCACGCAAAGCGCCAAAGAAAUUCGAGAGCGCCUUGGAGAUGACUCUAGACGCGCCUGCGAUCGAAGCCAGCAAGGAUCAACUCUUUUGCGUGGCCCCGCCGGACGCGCCGGCGGCGUCGUUGAUCUUCGGCUCCAUCACGUGGGACAUUGAGUUCGGCAAGGCGGGCGGCCGCGCGCGCGCCGUCAGCGACGACGAUUUUCACGAGGCGGGGCGUUCGAUAGUGGGCAAGCUCAUCGGCGCCGAGCCCGGCAACCUCGGCAAGGAGCUUGAUCAGAAACUGGCCAGGAGGCCAUUGUUCCCCAUGCCGUGGGACAGCUGCCCGAACCCGUUCUCGGACUGCGUCCUGGACCUGUCGCCCUACGGCAAUUCGUGCGCGCGUGUAUCAUCUCGGGAGCCGUACAAAAUAAAGGUCGUCGUCGAUCGUGGCUUCCAGUGCGGAAAUCAACCAGUGCGCCAGGCCGGCCUGGAUGUAUUAUUUACUAUUCUGGCCGCCUCGACGCAGCGCGAGAGUGCUUGGCGUCCUCGCACGAGGCGUCUUAGGCUUACUCACGGUACUCACCCCGGAGUCACACGUUUGAUUUCCGCACAGGUGGCUUCCCGGUCCGCCCGCUCAUGGUCCUCGCCGGCGUCGCCCUGCUCGCGGCGGCCCAUGCGUUGUCAGCGAACGUGCCCUUCCAGUACGGUUCGGCCGUCGUCAUGGGCGAGGCGAUCGCUCUCUGCCUCGUGGUGCUCUACUUGAUCCGCCGCGCGGGCGGCGGCUUCAAGUCCAAGUUCGCGGCCGCGGGGCUUUACACACUACUCGUGCUGAGGAAAGGCGGCACGAUCGUCCGGAAGACGCUCCUCGACCACUGGGAGCUCGCGUUCGUCUACAUGCUCGUCGUCGCGGCGGCGUCGUGCUGGGUCGUCGGCGUCUCGCGGAAGUCGAAGAACUUCCACGAGACGGUCCGCGUCGCCACGAAGUGGACGCUCCGAUGCCUCGCCGUCGCAUUGUUACACAACGCCUUCAAGGCUCCCGCGGCGCAGUUCGUCGUCUACGCGGUCCUGGUCGCGCUCUACGCGCGGACGCGCCUCUUGAAAAUGACCGGCAAGAAGGAGUACUACCGCGAGGAGAAGACGGAGUAAGUCCUUUCGUGGGGGU
This is a messenger RNA of Pelagomonas calceolata, 1176 nucleotides long. Lineage: Eukaryota; Pelagophyceae; Pelagomonadales; Pelagomonadaceae. The record is from the annotation of a GenBank genome assembly.